AUGUUUACGGUACCCGGCUACGGUAGUGUCUUGUUAGAGAGCUGGCUCCUUGUGCUGACCUAUGACAUCAGAGCCGUCGUCAGAAGAUCGUCUGUUGUGCUGGGGGACCGAGAGAAAAUCAAAGCGGACAGAGUGUUCGUGUGUACAACUAUGUACCGUGAGAGCGAGAACGAGAUGAGGGACUACCUUCAGUCACUGGCCGAGCUAAGCAGCUCCCUCCAGCCUUCAGACCCAGAGUUUGAGGCGCACAUUUUCUUUGACGACGCCGUGUCUAAAGGCUACAUCACGGAAUAUGCUGUCAAAUUGUUUGCUGUCGCUAGAGAGGUUUUGGAUUUUUCAAGUUCCUUUAAAGAAAUGCCCUACGGCCAACAACAUAAAUGUUUAAACAUUUCAAAACAGAAACAUCCGCAGGGCAGCAACACCAAGUUUAUGCCCUUGACCAUUCACCUCAAAGACAACUCCAAGGUCCUAGGGAAGAAGAGAUGGAGUCAAGUUAUGUUCAUGAACUACGUCACAGAUAAUAAGUUUCUGAACCAAGAUGACGACAGCAGCUUCAUCCUGACGACAGAUGGAGACGUGAGUUUUAAGCCUGGCGCUGUGCGGGCUCUCAUCAAGCAACUGCAGGCUGACAACAAUUUAGGUGCCGUCUGCUCCCGGAUAAUUCCUGACGGUGAAGGCCCUUUGUACUGGUUCCAGUCCUUUGAAUACGCUCUGGAUCACUGGCUUCAGAAGACGACAGAGCACGUGCUAGGCUCGGUGCUGUGUGCCCCUGGAUGUUUCAGCCUGUACCGCUGUAGCGCCAUCUGUGACGUCCUGAAGACCUACAGCCAGCCUGCCCGGUCAGCGAUGGACUUCCUCACUAGAGAUAUGGGGGAGGACAGGUGGCUCUGCUCUCUGAUGGUUCAAGAAGGGUGUGGCAUUGCCUACUGCCAAGAUGCUCGCGUCACAACCCACUGUCCGACUAAUUUUGAGGAGUUUUUUAAACAAAGGCGUCGCUGGAUUGCGUCCUCUUUAGCUAACGUCUAUCUGCUUUUAAAGGACAGGAACAAACUCCGUCAGGACAAUCCUCGCGUCUCAGAGAUCUUCCUGAUGUACCAGCUGCUACACUUUGUCACGGCUCUUCUCUCGCCCACAGCCGUUCUCAUCAUCGUUGCCGGUGGAGUGAGCUACGCGUUUGGUGCGCCAUCUUAUAUUAUUUACAUUGUAAUUGCCCUGGUAGAGUUGAACUUUACCCUCUUCUGCCUGAAAGGAAAUCACAGGACACAACUGGUGGUGUCCCAAUUCUAUGCUAUCCUGUUCCCCGCCAUGAUGUGGGCCGUCUUUGUUGGCAUCAUAGCCCAAUUGGCAGCAAGUCCCAGCUCCAGUGACCAAAGCCACUCAACCUCGUCCCAAAACAAAAUAUCAUCCUCGUUACUCGACGACUCAGACUCGGGCGUCGACCUCCCAUUCACUGCGGGCUACAUCCUGGCCACUUUUGGUGUGGUUCUUGUGACCGGCAUCCUCCAGGGUAGAGACUGCCUACAGCUGAUCCAUGGCUGUCUCUUCGUGUUCUCUCUGCCAUGUCUGUACCUGCUGAUGACUUUAUACACAGUAUCCAACCUGACAGAUCUCAGCUGGGCCGAGGUGAGGCUAUUUGUGUACAGUUUUAUGGUUGACUGGCUUCAGCUGGGUCGACCUAAAACAGAACUCAAACUUUUUAAAUCACAUCAACAACCUGUUUCAGGCACCAGACAAGAUAUGGAAGCGGAGUCGGAAUAUUUCAUCCAAACGUGGAUUAAACUCCUCAAGUCUUUCAUUUCUUUCUUUAGAUGCAGGUGUAAUUUCUCUUUAUCGAAGCCUACAGAUCUUGAAAUCCCGAUCGUAACAGCUAAAGAAAUAGCUGAGCUUGACCUAUCGCCUGACAAAAAGGAAGAAAAGUCGACAAAAAUAGAAACAAAACUCGCAGACCCAUCGUCUGACAAAAAAGAAGAAAAGUCGACAAAAAUAGAAACAAAACUCACAGAAUCGGCUGAUGAUGAAGAAGAAAGUGACGAGGAGAAUGAAGACACAGAUGAAACAGACGGCGUUAGUUCAGAUUAUCUCACCAUUGACAAGUGGCUACCAGAUCAUCUAAGGAUACCGUACGCCGCCAUGUUCAAGAAACACGGCUACACAACCACCAACUUUCUCACAUCUUUGACCGAGGCUGACCUGGUCAAGUUAGGCGUGGAUAAGAAAGGCAUUAGGAUGUUCCUGAUGGCUGAGAUAAGAAAACUGCCAAGUUUUCAGCUGAAGAUUAACAUCAAAGCAGGCAUAAACCAGUUUCUGAAAGACACCGGACUUCAGUCAUAUCUGGAGAACUUUAAAGCCAACUGUUUGGACACGGCCGAAGGUCUCCAAACUCUCAAGCACUUCACAGAAGACGACAUCAAAGAUCUGGGGAUUAAAAAACCAGGUCACGUUAAAAGGUUAAUGAGUGCGAUAGCGAUGCUUCGAUUACAAGACCACGUUUACACAACAGAGCAGGAAGAUCACUCAGCUCCCAAAAUAGCAGAAGGAGGUUCCGCUACAUCGAUAAAUGUCGUGGAUGAAGACAUUACUACCCUCGCCAGCCCAGAUGAGAGAGAUUUCAGAGCACAGUGGGCGGGCCUGAUAGAGCGGACUUUAAACCCCGAUCAUGGUCACGUGGUCUCAUCAGACACCAUAACAGAAAACCUACAGAGGCUAAAAAUCAACGCCAUCAAAUGUCUUAUUGCCACCAAUGCUGUGUUGUUUGUGUUUACUAUAGUCCUGACCUUUUUCUCACGGUUUAGCAAAGUCGUAGUCGGCAUCGACCCAGUCAGUUUUGCCGUCCUGCUCCUAUACGCCCUACUCAUGUUACUCCAGUUCCUCGGUAUGCUCAUCUACAACCUCUCUAGGUUCUGCAACAAACUAUCUAGAGCUUCGUAUGGACUGAAGAGAUUUAAAUGUAUCAACACUAAUGGAGGUGAAAACAGCCAAUGUGGUGAGACUAGAAGACUAAACAGAGGUGAGACUAUCUCACUAUUGAGAGAAGGGGAUGGAUCUGCUACGGAUUAACCUUGAUCAUUAUAAUAUGAUAUAAUCCUCAAAUUAUAAUCUAUAUAAUCAUUUAGUGUUUUAGGCUAGCAUGUUUAUAGAUGUAGUUAAAAAAUUAACCUACCAAAGGUUUAUUUAAAUACCAUUAUAUAAAUAUAACCAUGAAUACAAGAGUUUGUUUUACGCUGUUCAGAAGACGUCGAGGGAACAUGGGGGCGCUUUGUUCGCCUUUGGUACUAACAUCAGAGGCGUAGCGACCCUUCCCGACGACAGGGGACAAACUUUUCGA
Physella acuta is the source of this 3325-nucleotide messenger RNA. Its product is annotated as chitin synthase-like. Gene Ontology annotation, cellular component: cell periphery; cell septum. Gene Ontology annotation, molecular function: chitin synthase activity; protein binding. Gene Ontology annotation, biological process: chitin biosynthetic process. NCBI's taxonomy places the organism in Eukaryota, Metazoa, Mollusca, Gastropoda, Physidae. The record is from RefSeq and is a predicted model, not a curated record.